Messenger RNA from Brenthis ino (lesser marbled fritillary), 615 nucleotides. The record is from the annotation of a GenBank genome assembly. Lineage: Eukaryota; Metazoa; Arthropoda; Insecta; Lepidoptera; Nymphalidae.
AUGCGCUUCGAGGGCGCGGAGCGGCGCGACGCCGUCGCCUUCCACCCGCUGCUGGCGCCGCGGCCGAGUGACUUCUCUGUGUCGGCGCUGCUGACGGCGGGCGCGCUACCGCCGCCGCCCUACCUGCCGGCCGCGCUGGCCGCCGCUGCCGCACUGUCCGCGCCCUGUCCGCUGCUCAAGCCGCCGCCGCCGCCGUAUGCGCCGCUACCCCCUGACGACGACGGGGUCGUUGACGACCCCAAAGUCACCCUCGAGGGAAAGGACCUCUGGGAGAAGUUCCACAAGCUCGGCACCGAGAUGGUGAUCACCAAGAGUGGCAGACAAAUGUUCCCACAAAUGAAGUUCCGCGUGUCCGGGUUGGACGCGAAAGCGAAAUACAUCCUUCUUCUGGACAUCGUAGCAGCCGACGACUACCGAUAUAAGUUUCAUAACAGUCGGUGGAUGGUUGCCGGCAAGGCAGAUCCUGAGAUGCCCAAGAGGAUGUACAUUCACCCAGAUUCGCCGUCAACAGGCGAACAAUGGAUGCAAAAGGUUGUCUCCUUCCACAAGUUGAAGCUGACAAAUAAUAUAAGCGACAAACACGGAUUCGUGAGUACCUGCUUUAUUAGAUCGCUU